Messenger RNA from Octopus bimaculoides (California two-spot octopus), 1499 nucleotides. RefSeq names its product epoxide hydrolase 4. Gene Ontology annotation, molecular function: catalytic activity. The record is from RefSeq and is a predicted model, not a curated record. Lineage: Eukaryota; Metazoa; Mollusca; Cephalopoda; Octopoda; Octopodidae.
UUUCAGUUAAACUUUCUAUCAAGUCAGCGGUGUAAGUAUAAAGUCACGGUGACUAGAGCGUGUCACUUAUUUAAGAGGAGCUGUCAUUGCUAUCUGCACGAACAGACUUUGAUCUUACUGCUGGAAGCCACUGUGGGUUUUUUUCUUUUUCGUCACACCAAUUAGUUAAAAUGUCGAUUAUCUAUGAAAUAUCCCGGGCUGCGAUUAUUCUUCCUUUAAUUUUCUUUUAUACAUGUGUUGCAAUAGGGAGAUUGAUAUUGUCUUUCAUCAAAAGCCCUUUCAGUAUUCUUGGCAUAUUCGACUUCAGACGGGGUCCAAUCUUUAAAGCUCCGCCACCUAAAUGGAAUGAUGAAGAACUCGGGACCCACGGGUUUCUCUCACUCAGUAAUGUUAAUGUCCACUAUGUUAGUAUAGGAGAUAAAAAUAAGCCCUUGAUGCUUUUCAUCCAUGGUUUCCCAGAAUGUUGGUAUUCCUGGCACUAUCAAAUAGUUGAGUUCAGUAAAAAUUACAGAGUUGUUGCUUUUGAUCAAAGGGGAUAUUCACUCUCUUCUAAAUUUACUGAUAAGAAGUAUUUCACAAUUGAAAAACUAUCUGCUGAUGUGUCUGAAGUUAUUCAAACUCUUGGUUACAAAAACUGUGUGCUUGUCGGCCAUGAUUGGGGAGGUGCAGUAGCAUGGAAUACAGCUAUAAAUUAUCCUCAGUUGGUUUCCAAAUUAAUCAUUAUGAACUGCCCACAUCCAACAGUUUUUUCGAAAUAUCUUCGGAGCCAUUUCUCUCAACUUAGAAAAUCAUGGUACAUGUUUUUCUUCCAAAUGCCAUAUAUCCCAGAAUGGAUAUACUCAUUCAACAAAUUUGAGGCUUUAUCUAAAAUUUUCACCAGUCGUGUUGGAGUCAGAAGUGAAAAUAUGACGAGUGAUGAUAUUGAUGUUUACAGAUAUGCCUUUUCUCAACCAGGAGCAACUACAGGACCCAUCAACUAUUACAGAGCAAAUUUUCACAGAAGCCAGGCUAAACUACCUACAAACAUUCUGAAAAUGCCUGUUCUCAUAAUAUGGGGAAUGCAAGAUGCUUUCCUCAACCAUGAAAUGGCUGCAGAAUGUAGUAAAUAUGUUAAUAAUCUUUUGAUAAAAUACAUUGAAGAUGCUACACAUUUUGUUCAACUAGACCGACCAGAAAUUGUUAAUAAUAUCAUGUGGCAAUUUCUAAAAUAGUUACCAAAAUAUAGUUCUUUUAAUUGUUAAUUAACCAAAUGUAUACAGUUGUCUUAUAAUUUAAAUUCUUUAUAUUUUUUUAAAGAUUAUUUUGAUGUUAUCUUUUUCCUUAUGAAGAGAGACUUGAAAACUGUACCAAUGCAAAAGUUAUAUAUAUAUAUAUAAAAGCAAUUCUUCAACUGAUACAAUUGUAAAGGUGGUUUUUCAAUUCUAUAUAAUCGACAAUCCAGUUUGUUUUCCAAUAAAUCUUGUGUUUAUGACUUUGCAAUAAAUAAUUUUAAAAACUCA